UCGUCUGGGCUGUAUAUCAUAUCAGUGUAUACUGUAUGGUGUUACAACAUCGACAAAACGCAUCCAAAGAGAUUAGCAGUUACAACAACAUUGUGAUCUAUCUUCAUCGCUGAUAAAAGUAUACACUAUGUCAACACACAGUUGAGUUAGUAAUCAAUUAUUUAUAUUCAUGUUAUUGAAAACAACCGAUGGAUUCAUUUGCCUGGACCAUCAAGCAUCUAAUCCGUAGAUAGAGCUAGCAAUCAGCAGAAGGGUCAACGCCAACGGGCGGCCGCCUUAACCCUAACGUAAACCUUUCGUCCACGAUCCAUAAAUUUGGAUGUAAAUAAAGACUUUUGACAAGAAGAACUAGUGCUUGUACAUGUUAGCAAAACUUGCAGAAAAGGGAGGCCAUGAUUUAACAGUCAGCUGUGUGUGAAUUCUACUUCCAAGACCAUGGUUAUGAUGGUGUGACUUCAGGAAUUUCUUCAGAAUCAGACAACGUCGUAUGGCAAGGACAAGAUGAAGGAAGUAAAAUAGCAAACGUUGCUCAUUCCUCGAGUCUACAGCAGGUACACAAGUUCUGCCUAGGCUCGUCAAAAUGUCUAGUUGGUGGUAACUUGUAUUUGAUGAUGAUCAAUGGUCUUUAUAUUUUUAAACUUCCCUUCAAAAUCUCCUCAUCAAGGGGAUGGCCUAUCCCAUGGUUGCAAGGAAUAUUGCCGUUUCUGAUCUUCACCAACAAAAGGAAGUGAAUUGGUGCAGGUUACUCCACUGACUCUAUAAAAACACAUCAACUCAAAGCGUUCCUGUUCCAGAAUGAUGUUACUAUGAAACACACCAUCCAUGUGGCUCCUAGGAGGACUAGGACCCUUCUGGCAAGUUCCCAAAUGCAACAUCUACUACGUUCCCGGAAGCUUAAGAUACUUCUGAUUUGCCUGGUAGUCGGAACCAGUCUCAUGUAUUUCAGAGGCAUGUCUACCACUGGUGCCAUAGUGAAACCAGGGUCAAGUAAAGCCGCAUGUUCUCCGCAGGACCCAUCUAGCGAGAUGCCUCCCUCUUGCUCAAAAAUAACAUUCCUUCAUUCUCCUGAGAACAUCACCAAAGCAGUUACUGAGUCUUGGGGAAUAAAAGACUUGCUGCAAAUUAUCCGUGGUGAGGAUCUCUCCAAUACUGCCAACUUCCUAACCUUCAAAGGGGCCAGAAAGGGAGAGAUGACCUUUAGGAAAAAUCCUAAUUUUUUGCCAUCAAAAUGUCCGACGUCCCUUCAGUUAAAAAUGGCCAAUGACAGCUGGACGGCACUCAUGUAUCAUCCGGAAAUCCAUAUGCUAAUGAACAGCCAACUUCUCAACCAAUCAGAACACAGUAGACUAUUGCCAUACUACAUGCCAUUUGGGUACAAAACAAAAUCCAGGUUCCGUUAUAAAGAUGUUUUCAGUGUCCUAAAACUUUUUCCUGCGAGGGACUCAAUAUUUAAUUUUACAGGCAAGCAACGUCCGCAGUGCAUUUCCUGUGCUGUUGUCGGCAAUGGGGGAAUUCUAAAUGGCUCUCGAAAAGGCUCAGAAAUUGAUAUGCAUCAUAUGGUAUUCAGGGUAAACAAAGCAUUACGGAAAGGUCAUGAACUUGAUGUGGGCAACAGGACGACACAUUAUUUCUUCUUUGAUCGUUCGUUACGGGAAACAUCGGAGAGUGAUGUUCCCAAUGACCAGGGUAUGAUAAAAGUCUUUGUACCGUGUCGGGAUAAUGAUUACAAGUACAUUCGCAAUGUAGUCCAGAAGAAAGAACCAAAGAUAAAAGCCGAUGCUGAGGAUGUGAGAAUCCUACACCCAGACUUCAUCAGAUAUACACAUAAAGUCUGGGUGAACAGUCCAUUGGGAUCCUUCCGUCCCACCACGGGAACCAUCAUGCUUUUCACAGCUCUCCAUUCCGGCUGUGAUAAGGUCAGCAUCUACGGGAUGGGCUACAAUGACAACUUUACCUUGUACUAUUACGACCAAAAAUUCCGCCACUUCAAAAUGGACAAGGUUAGCCACGACACGAAAAGUGAGUUGAAGAUAUUGAAAGGCCUAGAUAGAAUUGGCGCCAUAGACUGGUACAAGCGUGGAAUCUACAGCUACUUCCAUUAGAAGUGUGUAUGUUAAUUUAUUGUUUUAAAUUAAAUUGUUUAUUUGACAACAGUCCUAUACAGAAUUGGUGCUGUGGGUACGUUUUUGCAGCCAAAAGCAAUAACUGUUUGGGUUGAACUUGCCAUUGGUUGAUCACUGGCCUUUGAUCAAAACUGUUUUUGGUAACGAUUGCAAAACCACACCCCUGAAAUACUUGAGUGCUAAACCCAUAGCUGCCUAACUGUGGGACUUCCUGUAGUAAGCAGUUACAUCUACCUCGGGGGGAAAUUUGUUGAUGAACAAAAAGUUGGCCUCUAUCUAUACACUGUCUUUACUAGUCAGGCAUGCAACUUUUUAACUGGUCAGCCAAUUUCCUCAUUUUUAUUUCUUAGCUAUGCCUUUAGCGCACAUACCUUCCACAGAUACUGCCAAUUACUCUGCAUACUGAUUGCCCUCCGUGGCCUCCAUGUAAUUCCAUGCCUCAACGAUAUUUUGUCCUGUGACCAGUCAGGCAGAAAUGGGUUUACUGGACUGGUUGUAUUUUAAGUAGUUCAAGAAGUUGUUUUUUAUGCACAGAAUAUAAACCAUCAGAUCAUUAAUUAAUACAGUUUAAGAAUAUAAACCACCAAAUCAUUAACUAAUACAGUUUUUUAAUGAGCAGUCCUGUUUGUCGGAAGGUGGUCGUGACCAUGUCUACCUGGUAUUAAACGUCUGAUAAAGACAUAAUAGCUGGAGCUGUUAAGACCAGUUGGUUAUAGUGGUAUUGGCCCUCGUAGCCAUAUAAACCACCAGAUCAUUAAUUAGUACAGUUUAAGCCAUCCUGUUUGUUGGAAGGUGGUCACGUGACCAUGUUUACCUGGUAUUAAACGGCUGAUAAAGAUAUAAUAGUUCGUUGUAGUGGAAUUGGCCCUCGUAGCCAUAUAAACCACCAGAUCAUUAAUUAGUACAGUUUAAGCCGUCCUGUUUGUUGGAAGGUGGUCACGUGACCAUGUUUACCUGGUAUUAAACGGCUGAUAAAGAUAUAAUAGAUGGAGCUGUUAAGACCAGUUGGUUAUAGCGCAAUUGGCCCUCGUAGCCAUACUGUCUUUAAAUGCAAGCUUACACGGGUACUAAAGCGAAACGCAAUCACAACAUAGUUCCUAAUGGAGAGUCUUAUACUGCACGUGCAUUUGCACAAUCAUUGAGUGUCACAUUCAGUUUGACCUUAGGACAGAAAUUGAAAGCUAUAUAAAAAAAUUGAAGUUUAAUUACAGUUGUUCCUUCAUUUGUACACAGUUAAACAGAAAAGAGUAUUCAUGACUGGGAAUGAAAGAGUAGUGACUUGGUCCUAAUUUUUUUAUAAUUAGCCAUGGUUUUGGCAUCACCGAGGGCCUAUAGUUUUAACUGUGCCCCAAUUAUUAAGCAGUCAAUUAUUCUUUUAUAAAGUGUUUAAAGAUUUUUCUAAUCAACAACACUGACUACAACGGUGAAAGGUCGUCUGCGAACAAAGGUUCGGGGCACUAUGCCCCGGGCAUAGUCAUCUAUGACGUCAUCUUGAUAGAAAAAGGGGUCAUAGCUAUUUCCACGACUCCAUUUUUAACCAAUCAGAUUAGAGGAUUCUUUUUAUGGGGCAUAUAAUAAAGACUAUUACAUGGUGUGCGCGGUACCUAGAUGUCUUUUACCCACCUCGAACCCAAGUAGUUGUGCAUCUGUGUUGUGAUGCUCUUACAAACGUUACGUGUACGAGGAUGAUAAAUAGUUUGUUACAAAACAAAUAUUGACUGCUUUUACUUGUGCUAUGGUUAAAACUCUUGCACCUUUGGAAAAUGGAACGCUCCGGAGAUUACCUCGGGAGUAGUAGUUUUAACCAUAACACUCAAAGCAGUAAAUAUUUGUAUAAAAGAGACUGAAGACUUUGCUUGCUGGUAUAUUUGUGGAGUAACUUAUGCGUCAUGCAAAAGAACUUUGUGUCAUCAGUAAAAAAUUUAUAAUCUGUAAAUAUUUAAUUACAAUUACACAAUGUUAUUUCUGUGUCAUGUUUAACUGAAUGCCAAAUAUCACAUUAUUUAUUUGUUUCUUGAAGUCUUGCAUUUACGAAUCAACUCAUAAUUUAUUGUGAAUCAUUGUCUAUAUGUGGUAAAUUGUUGUGUGUUUUUUUUGAAAAGUUGUAAAUUUCAUAGUAUAUAAAUAAUUAUUGUUCUAGUAUUGAUGUUAAUUUCAAUGUUUGAAACUUGUAUAGUGUGAUUGGUAAUGUGUACUUGAAAUAUUUUGAAACAGUUAUGGUCUAUUAGGAUAUGAAAUUGUGAUAUUUUUGUUGUACAACAAGUCCCAUUGUGGUCACAUCAUAACACACAGCUUUUCUAUCAAAUCCCAUAAUCAUCAAAUAGACUUAAAGGAAUAUUACAGAAUUAGUUUUGGUACCUGUGGAAGUUUGGGAUCGAUCAGGCUUCUGAGUCACUAGAAAUUAGUGAAAAACAGAUUACACAUUUUGUUUGACAUCAAUACACAGACACUUACUGAGCGUUAAACUCCAAAUGGUAAAUUAGUUUGAUUUAUUUCUACAAGUAUGACAUUUCAAGGGAUGUUUAAUACUAUCAUUAGACCAUGUAAGUUUUAUGUAAAUCUGUGAUCUUAGACAAAUUUUGUUAUUACCAAUUCUGUAAUGUUCCUUUAAAGGAUGGGUCAACGAUUUGUUUCAAUACUGAUAAAUUUAUGACCUUAAAAUCUUAUUUAGUGGGUAGCACUUGCAGCCGUUGAUAAUUAUGCAAAUACUUUGAUAUAAUGCAUUAGCGAUUUCCUUUAUUUCCUUUUUUCCCACUUGAAACAAAAACUGUAGAAAAUACGGGAAAAACAUUGUUGAUUUUUAUCAAACACAUGUAAUUCAAAUUUUAUGAUGGUGUGUUGGUGAGUCCAUUUUUUUAAAUAUUGUUUUUAAUAUAGAUUAUUGUAAGUAUUACAUUGGUUAUGCAAACUUCCAACUUUUAACGGGCUUUUUUUUUUGGGGGGGGGGUGUUGAUUGUGGUAGGUUGGUUAUUAUUGCACAAAUAGUUUUUAAAACAGCAGAUAUUCAUAAUUGUAAUUAUUUGAUUGAAGCAAAACAGAAUGUUUUCCUCCAUUGACGAAAUUGAUUGUAAUGAACGGUGCAUUGUGGACGAGUUGUCUAGAGCAACAAACUCAAAUUUUGAUGGUUGAGUUGACUUAUCAGAGUGUGUGUUCGAAUCCAGGUCCUGACACUUCUUUUUUCAUUAGAGCGAGAUAAGCAUCGCCAUUUUUUCAAGAUUGACGUUAGAUUACUCAUUUUAUUGUGUGUUAUAUAUAAGAUUUCACUAACAUCACAAUGUUGGAAGGCCACUUCAAGGUGAGAGCUACACUUCACUGAUUUGGGCUGUAGACCCAAAUCAACUCACACCCCGGGCCACUGCCACCUACUCCAGGGGCUGAAACAGGGUUUACCACCUCCACAGUUCAAGGAUGAAGGCAUGUGUAUCAGCCACUACGUCCAAGCUGGUAGAGCAGAAUGCACCACCUCCCUUGUGCUAUUUACGAAGUAGUUAGCACAAGUGUCAUGAAUGGGAUUUGAACCCACACUACUUCUAAGGACACAAGAGCUUUGUUCUGGUGAACUGGACCACUCUGCCACAACAUGCCACCUUUAAAAGGACUUUAAAAAAAUCUAACAUUGAGCAUAUUGUUGCUCAAUAGAAUUGAUCAUGUUUUUUUUAUCAGAGGCUGAAUAAAUCGAUCUAUUGUUGGUACAGUGAU
Molecule: messenger RNA, 5822 nt
Organism: Asterias rubens (European starfish)
Lineage: Eukaryota; Metazoa; Echinodermata; Asteroidea; Forcipulatida; Asteriidae
Product: alpha-N-acetylgalactosaminide alpha-2,6-sialyltransferase 2-like
Exons: 9
Coding region: 807-2102 (431 amino acids)
Molecular function (GO): sialyltransferase activity
Source: RefSeq, a predicted model, not a curated record